Molecule: messenger RNA, 8016 nt
Organism: Fusarium redolens
Lineage: Eukaryota; Fungi; Ascomycota; Sordariomycetes; Hypocreales; Nectriaceae
Product: armadillo-type protein
Exons: 4
Coding region: 1-8016 (2671 amino acids)
Biological process (GO): regulation of translation; cellular response to amino acid starvation
Cellular component (GO): cytosol
Molecular function (GO): protein kinase regulator activity
Source: RefSeq, a predicted model, not a curated record
AUGUCUAAGGGCGACUCAUCCGACUCUGGCGCUCCGGCCCCUCUCGACAUGGCCGCCAUUAAACAGGCUCUGUCCUCAUCCUCGACGGCUGUCCGAAUCACUCAGUUGCGCACAAUCGAAGAAAAACUGGCCCAGAAAUCCCUUGACAGCGCCUCAAUUACAAGUCUCCUGCAGCUCCUUUUCGGAACAUAUGCCUUUUACGCAGAUAGGCAGUCCCGGUUGUCUGUGCAAAAGUGCCUGAUUGCGCUCAUUUCCUCUGGUGCCGACUCUAAGACCAUCGCCCCGCUCAUUACUGCCUUGCGCAAGGAAAGCCAGAAACCUGGCAUUGCUCCUACCAAUGCAUUCGUUCUCGUCGAAUGGUGCAGUUUGUUUAUGCAGCAUCUGGAUGCCUCGCAGUGGGACCAGUUUGCUACCGAUAUUAUCCUAGCAGAUGCUGAUGCUUUGGAAAAGUGCCACCAACCAGUCUCCAGGAAGUCAGUUACUCAUUCCGCCAUCAUUAUUACAAGGAGGGGUUUGCGGAAACUCUUCUCUUCGAAUGAAUUGGGUGAGAAACGGCUUUCUGCUACUGUUGAUGUCCUGACUGCUAAGGGGGCUCAGUCAACCCUUAGAAAUGCUGUCUUACUUGGUGUCAUCGCUGGCGUAUCUGCUAGGAAGGAUCACUUGCGACCCGUUCUCGAGUCCCUCAAAUCCAAGUAUUACGAUUUCUUUACAAGAGAGAUCAUUGGUUCUCGUACUAGUGUUCCAGAGCAUGUAGUGCUUGGACUCGGUGACUUCUUCAAUUCGUUCGCCACCCUUGAAGAAAUAUCUAAAGAACUGAUCCCCGCUCUCGAGAAGGGUCUUCUGCGUGCCCCUGAGGUCAUUCUCGGUGGAGUCGUUACGCCUCUUGUUCGUUCUCUGCCUGACAAUUUUGAUCUUUCCAAGGUCCUUGAGCAGAAUCUGCUCAAGCCCCUUUUGUCAAAUGCAAAAUCUACCAAUGCAGCUAUUCGUGCUGGCUCUUUGGAUGCGUUCAGCGCUCUGGUCAACAAGUCUAGUGACACGGCGUCCUUGGAAAAAGUCAUCAACGAGGUUGCGACACCCCUGAAAUCCGGCAAACUUGCAUCUCCUGACCACCGUGUACUGCAUGCGCAAAUGCUUCAGACUGCACCUCUGUCAAAAGCAAGUGCCGAGCAAGUCGCGAACGCAGUUUCAGUCAUCGCUGCCAAGGAAGGAAAUGAGGGCGCUUUAGCUGCGGAGACUUCAGCCUUAGCAAAAGCGGUUUCUUUCUUAUUGACCAACGAUGCCGAGGUCCCCAAAAGUGUCCUGGAAUCCGUUACCAAGGGGCUUACUGAGAAGAAAAUCCCUUCUCGGAAGUACUGGUUGCUCCGUGUCGGUGCUAUCUUGCAAUCCCUCGAUGAAGUGCAAUCAGUAUCUUCGGGAAUGGCUGCUUUUGUGGAUGCAGUGACACCAAAAAUCAUUACCACUUUCACAGAGGUGACAGCAAAUGCAGCUAGCGCUGCUCAGAACGGCCUUAUUGUUGGUGCCUACAUUCUGACGGCUGUAAGGACACAUAUUCAGCGCUUGCUUCCUGGUUCUGCAGCCGAUUCAAGCAUAGCAAAAUCAUCGGUUAUCAAGCAAUCGUUGUCCUUGGAUCCUAAGUCAUCCUUCCUCCUCAGCCCUCGAAUCUACUCUAAGGUCACAGCCGAUGAGGAUCUUAAGUGGUUUUCACGUGCUCUAGAUUCCAUCUUUCAAAGUCUUGACCAGAAUACUGAUAAUCAGGUUGCCCUCGCUUGGUCUGAAGCAAUUAUUCACCUAGUCACCGCUCAGAGCGUUCCGGCAACUGUUCAGCAGGAGACUUCCAAGACCCUUUCCAAUUUGUACGUUCGUAGUCCAAAACUGGUAUCAGGUUUCAUUAUCGACGGCCUUUGGGAUUAUCUAAAGCACUCUGGAUCUCCUGAUAAGGAACCGUCAUCAGGUGCUCACAACUUGAUCCAGGUUGUGAAAGCUAUCUGCUUGACUCCUAGUGAUAUCGAAAAGUCCGGGGAAACCAUCAACACGGAGGAUCUCGAGAUACAAGCAAACAAUCUCCUUGUUCUGGCGCGCCCAGAGCUAAUCCCUAGGGCAAAUUGGAUCGACUUGUGCCUCAGGAUGGAACUGGAUCCUGGCAAUCUAGUCAAGAAGUACCAAGACGAGCUUGUGACAGAAAUAGAGAAUCAAACGUCGUUCUAUCAGAAGGUUGACGCCAUCAAGAAAGCUGCGUAUAACGCAGCUGCUGACUUGGCUUUUGUUGCUCCUGAAACCAUUAUUCCACGCCUGCUGGAGACUCUCCGCCGCGAUCUUGACGCCGAGCAACUCCACGAUAUUGGCCCUGUUGAAGCGGCUAUCUUUAGAACACCCGAGGGUACUGUGUUCGUUGACGUGCUUGCAAAGAAGUCUCAGCAAGUCUUGGACAAAAAUAAGAAGGACUAUGACAUUCUCAAAUGGGAGGAAGAGCUUAGGAGUCAGCUUGAAAAAAAGAAAGGCCAACAGAAAAAGCUGACCCCAGAGGAGAACGCAAAAGUCAACGCUCAGCUCAAGAAAGAGAGCCUGAUCAGACAAACUAUAACCGAGAUCGAGGCAAGGCUUUUGCGGGGCAUUGGCAUUAUCCGAAGCCUCGCCACUGGUCCACCAACAGAUGCAGCCCAGUGGCUUGGUACUGCAGUUUCACUCUUGAUUGGUAUCAUGGACGCUGGUGCCACCAUGAUCACUGGUGAUGCAGCACCAUUGACUUACAUAACUUGCGCAGAGAAGGUUACAGAGCGCCUAGGCUCGAUGAGGCCUUUCGUCGGUGUCGCGGCCCUCAGGCUGCGCGGCGUGUCGCUGGCAGAGAACUAUCAAGAGGAAGCUGUUGAAGACUUGGUAACAAGAGUUUUGUACCGUUUGCGAUUUGCCGGCGAGCAGCGACCUUUCGAUUCUGUAUCACUCAUCUACGCGCUGCCGCUCGUGCUGGAGCUUCUCCGUAAAGGCGGAGUUGGUGAUUCGGCCGAUGAUGCAGAUGCUCAGCUGGUAUUGGCCAUCGAGUUCCUCUCAUACCAUACAGAUGUCUGUAGUGAUGAGGCUGUUCCUCGUGCCGAGAUUCUUUCAGUUCUUAUCACUUCUAUGCAGGCAUAUGCUCAGCAUUACAAACUCCUCAGGGACUGUUUUGCUGAUAUGUGCCGCUGCAUCGCACCAAACAUGGACCGUGAGGAGAUGGUUAUUCUUGCAAAGGGUGCGCUGGUGCCUGAAACUCGAGUCAGAUCAACGGUGUUGCAAUCCAUUAGCGCUGAAAUCGACAUGAGCGAGCUUGGCUACUCUGAUGAAAUUUGGAUCGCUGCUCAUGACGAUGAGGAAGAAAACCAAGAUCUCGGCCGGGAGAUAUGGGAGGAGAGUGGCUUCGAAGUGACGCCAGAGGUGCCACUUAAGAUGGUACCUUUCCUCGAGAGCAAAGACGGGCAGUUACGCCGUGCCGCUGCUCGCUCCCUGGCUGAAGCAGCUAGCUUACAUAAUGAGUCCUUGGAUGCGGUGCUUGACCAGCUCAAAGCCACUUAUGUCGAGCUUGCCAAACCCCGGGUUCAGCAGCUUGAUGAGUUCGGCAUGCCCAAAAAGAUGGAUCUGUCUGAUCCUUGGGAAGGAAGGCAAGGUAUCGCUACAGCUUUCAAAGAGAUUGCUCCAGUUUUCAAAGUUGAUCAGCUGGAUCCUUUCUUUGACUUCCUCAUUGAUGCUGGUCCUCUCGGAGACAAGAACGAUGCAGUGAGAGGUGAGAUGCUGGAUGCCUCGAUCAAGGCCAUUGAAAUCCAUGGCAAAGGCAUCCUUGACGAGCUCAUGUCAAAAUUCGAACAGACCUUGGAACAACCAGACAAGAACAGCGAUGCGGCUGAUCGUGUCAACGAGGCAGUGAUCAUUAUGUACGGUGCCUUGGCUCGCCACUUGAGCCCUGGUGAUCCCAAGAUACCUAUCGUUAUCGACCGUCUCGUGGCAACUCUAAGUACGCCCUCGGAGACGGUACAAUAUGCCAUCGCUGAGUGUCUGCCUCCCCUAAUUCGAGCCUGCCCUGACCAGUCUUCCAAGUACUUUGGUCAAAUUAUGGAGCAGCUGCUCACUUCUAAAAAGUACGCCGUUCAGCGAGGUUCAGCUUAUGGUCUGGCUGGUCUUGUAAUGGGCAGAGGUAUCGCGGCACUAAGAGAGUACCGAAUUCUGUCAACUCUCACUGACGCAAUGGAAAACAAAAAGGAGGCAAAUCAGCGUGAGGCCGCUCUGCUAGCAUACGAACUUCUUUCAACUAUGCUAGGACGUGUCUUUGAACCUUACGUGAUCCAGAUUGUACCCCAGCUGCUGACAGGCUUUGGUGAUGCUAACGCGAAUGUUCGUGAAGCCUGUCUAGCAGCAGCCAAGUCGUGCUUCGCGAAGCUAAGCUCUUACGGUGUGAAGAGAAUCAUGCCAACUCUGCUUGAUGGGCUUGAAGAGCAACAAUGGAGGAGCAAGAAGGGUGCUUGCGACCUUCUUGGCGCAAUGGCAUAUCUCGAUCCGCAGCAGCUCGCCAACAGUCUGCCGGACAUCAUCCCCCCUCUGACGGGUGUGCUGAACGACAGCCACAAGGAGGUCAGAGCUGCCGCAAACCGAAGCUUGAAGAGGUUUGGCGAAGUCAUCAACAAUCCAGAAAUUAAAUCGUUGGUCGACAUUAUUCUGAAGGCUCUGAGUGACCCUACAAAGUAUACAGAUGAAGCUCUGGACUCGCUCAUCAAGGUCCAGUUUGUUCAUUACCUCGAUGCUCCAUCUUUGGCGUUGGUCACUCGCAUUCUGCAGCGUGGUUUGGGCGACCGUUCCAAUACCAAGCGCAAGGCAGCUCAGGUUAUUGGCAGCUUGGCCCAUCUGACCGAAAAGAAGGAUGUGGUUAUGCAUUUGCCGGUACUUGUGGCUGGUCUAAAGGUUGCCGUUGUCGACCCUGUGCCUACCACUCGAGCGACGGCUUCCAGAGCGUUGGGUUCUUUGGUCGAGAAGCUUGGAGAAGAUACACUUCCCGAUCUUAUCCCUGGUCUGAUGCAGACUCUCAAAUCAGAUACUGGCGCUGGAGAUCGGUUGGGAUCUGCUCAGGCUCUUAGCGAGGUGCUCGCAGGACUGGGAACGACAAGACUGGAGGAGACCCUUCCUACCAUUCUUCAAAAUGUCGAAUCCUCAAAGCCCGCCGUUCGCGAAGGCUUUAUGUCACUUUUUAUCUUCCUUCCUGUCUGUUUUGGCAACAGUUUCUCUAAUUACUUGGGUCGCAUUGUACCACCUAUUCUGGCCGGUCUUGCCGACGAUGUCGAGUCGAUCCGUGAAACCGCACUACGUGCAGGUCGUCUACUAGUCAAGAAUUUCGCUGCUCGUGCUGUCGAUCUUCUCCUUCCAGAACUCGAACGCGGCCUUGCGGAUGACAGCUACAGAAUCCGACUUAGCUCUGUCGAACUUGUGGGAGAUCUUCUCUUCAACCUUACAGGUAUCAAGGCUGGCACCGAGGCUGAUGACAUUGAGGAGGACGAGAACAUUAAAGAAGCAGGUGCUUCUUUGAAGGAAACACUCGGCGAGGAGAAGCGGAAUAAGAUCCUUUCUGCACUCUACGUGUGCCGCUGCGAUACAGCUGGUGCCGUCCGCUCGGCCGCUAUUGCUGUCUGGAAGGUUCUUGUUCACAGCCCCAGAACCCUGAAGGAGCUUGUGCCAACCCUUACACAACUUCUUAUCCGUCGCUUGGGAAGUUCCAAUAUGGAACACAAGGUCAUCGCCAGCAAUGCCCUUGGAGAACUGAUCCGAAAGGCUGGAGAUAGUGUUCUCUCCAGUCUCCUCCCCACUUUGGAAGAAGGCCUUCAGACAUCCACAGAUGUUGACGCUAAGCAGGGUAUUUGCUUUGCUCUGAGGGAGCUUAUUUCAUCUGCUUCACCGGAGGCUCUUGAGGAUCACGAAAAGACCCUCAUUUCCGUUGUUCGUACCGCACUGACGGAUUCUGAUGAGAAUGUCCGAGAAGCCGCUGCUGAAGCAUUUGAUUCGCUUCAGCAAAUCUUUGGCAAGCGAGCAGUUGAUCAAGUUCUUCCUUUCCUUCUCAACCUAUUGCGUUCCGAGGAUGAAGCAGACAAUGCUCUGCAGGCACUCCUGACCCUGCUUACUGAGACGACUCGCUCGAAUAUUAUCCUGCCAAACCUCAUCCCAACCCUCACGACACCUCCCAUAUCAGCAUUCGAUGCUAAGGCUCUUGCCUCUCUGUCCAAGGUUGCUGGUCCUGCGAUGAACCGUCGCCUACCCAACAUUAUCAAUUCGCUUAUGGAUAACGAGAUAAAUUGUGAGGAUGAUGGGCUUCGUGAAGAGCUGGCGACGUCCUUCGACACCGUCAUUCAGUCGAUCGACGAAUACGAUGGGCUGAACACAGUCAUGAACGUUCUCCUGCAGCUUCUCAAACACGAGGAUCACCGACGCCGAGCGGCUACUGCUCGCCAUUUGGGCAACUUUUUCACCGCUGCCAGCGUGGACUAUUCCAGAUAUAACCAGGAUAUCAUUCGUUCAUUGCUUAACUCCUUUGAUGAUAGAGAUGCCGAUGUCGUCAAGGCCGCGUGGGUGGCUCUCAGCGCGUUCACAAAGAAGCUGCGAAAGGAGGAGAUGGAGUCGCUUGUCAUUUCUACUCGACAAACUCUUCAGCGUAUCGGGGUCGCAGGAGCAAACCUGCGCGGCUUCGAGCUACCCAAGGGUAUCAAUGCCAUUCUACCAAUCUUCCUGCAAGGUUUGAUGAAUGGCACUGCAGACCAAAGAGUUCAAGCUGCUCUUGGUAUUUCCGACAUCGUUGACAGAACAAGCGAGGCCUCUCUGAAGCCAUUCGUGACCCAGAUUACCGGUCCCCUGAUCCGUGUCGUUUCAGAACGAGCUACUGAAGUCAAGUCAGCAAUCCUCCUGACCCUCAAUAAUCUCCUGGACAAGAUGCCUGCGGCACUGAAGCCUUUCCUUCCACAGCUUCAACGUACAUUUGCCAAGUCUCUUGCGGACCCAUCCAGUGAGACUUUGAGAACACGGGCUGCCAAGGCACUGGGUACUUUGAUCAAGUAUACGCCCCGUAUCGAUCCGUUGAUUGCCGAGCUAGUUACUGGAUCAAAGACAGCCGAUCCUGGUGUCAAGACAGCCAUGCUCAAGGCCUUGUAUGAAGUUAUCAGUAAAGCGGGUGCGAACAUGGGUGAAGCAUCACGGGCUUCUGUCUUGUCACUUAUCGACAUGGAUACGGACGAGAGGGAUGAGACCAUGACCAUCACUAAUGCCAAGCUGUUGGGUGCUCUCAUCAAGAAUGUUCCUGAGGAAGCUGCUCUUGGUUUAUUGAAGAACCGCGUAGCGACCUCGCACUUUACUCAUUCAUCUGUCCUUGCCCUGAACUCGGUCCUUGCUGAAUCGCCAGACGCGCUGCUUCAAAGCCCCUUGGCUGACGACUUGCCCGAUUUGCUGUGCCAGGGCGUCACCAACAAGAAUGUAUUUGUUGCAGACAACUGCAUUCUGGCAACUGGUAAGUACUUGCUAUCAGAUUCUGCCAAAACAUUUGAGACUACAAAAGGGAUUUUUGAGGCUCUUGCCUCUGUAAUCCAACCUGGCAACGCAACCGACUCGCGCAGACUUGCGCUGGUUGUCGUUCGUACUGUCAGUCGCAAUGAUAUGGAAAUGGUCCGACCUCAUAUCGCUCUAUUAGCACAGCCCAUAUUUGCCAGCGUUCGCGACCCUGUUAUUCCCGUCAAGCUCGCCGCUGAGGCGGCAUUUGUGGAGCUUUUCAAUGUGGCUGAUGAAGAGAGCCGCAUCUUCGAUAAAUUCAUGGCUGGUCCAGGAGCGGAUCUGCCAGCCAACACCAAGAGGAGCAUGGGAGACUAUUUUAAACGUGUCGCCAUGAGGCUAGGCUCCCAGGCCCGCGAGAGGCGCGAGGCUGAGGGUGGACAAGGGGGACUAGGACUGUCCAACGAUGAAGCUGAGGAUGAGAAGGAGAUUUGGAGUGUGGGAAAAGUUGAUGUGGGCAGCGAAGCCUUCUCAUAG